This is a messenger RNA of Cyprinodon variegatus (sheepshead minnow), 1569 nucleotides long. It is a transcript of the gene ptpa, whose product is annotated as protein phosphatase 2A regulatory subunit 4. The transcript is spliced from 10 exons. Gene Ontology annotation, cellular component: protein phosphatase type 2A complex; cytoplasm; nucleus. The record is from RefSeq and is a predicted model, not a curated record. Gene Ontology annotation, molecular function: peptidyl-prolyl cis-trans isomerase activity; protein tyrosine phosphatase activator activity. NCBI's taxonomy places the organism in Eukaryota, Metazoa, Chordata, Actinopteri, Cyprinodontiformes, Cyprinodontidae. The coding region runs from base 38 to 997 and encodes 319 amino acids. Gene Ontology annotation, biological process: mitotic spindle organization.
CUCGUGAUCAGACCGUAGAAGAAGAGCGCGGUUCGCCAUGGCGGAAACCGGGCAGCAGGCAGCAUCUUCUCCUGAAGAUGAGGCUGGAAGCACCUUCAUCAUCCCCAAGAAGGAGAUCAGCAUGGUGCCGGAUAUGGGCAAGUGGAAAAGGUCUCAGGCCUAUGCUGACUACAUGGGCUUCAUCCUGACCCUGAAUGAAGGCGUGAAGGGGAAGAAGCUGACCUGUGAAUACCCCGUCUCUGAGACGGUGGAGAAGCUGCUAGAACUUCUGGACACUCUGGACCGAUGGAUAAAUGAAACUCCUCCGGUGGACCAGCCGUCCCGCUUCGGCAACAAGGCCUACAGAACCUGGUUCUCCAAACUGGAGCAGGAGGCCGAGGCGCUGGUGUCGACAGUCAUUCCUGCAGAGAGAGCCGCAGCGGCUCCAGAGAUAGCUGUCUACCUGAAGGAAUCUGUGGGGAACUCGACCCGGAUCGACUACGGAACCGGUCACGAGGCGGCCUUCGCAGCGUUCCUCUGCUGCCUCUGUAAAGUCGGAGCUCUGAGAAUAUCCGACCAGCUGGCCAUCGUCUUCAAGGUUUUCAACAGGUAUCUCCAGGUGAUGCGGAAGCUGCAGAGGACCUACAGAAUGGAGCCUGCUGGGAGCCAAGGGGUGUGGGGGCUGGAUGACUUCCAGUUCCUGCCCUUCAUCUGGGGCAGCUCCCAGCUCCUAGACCAUCCGACGCUGGAGCCUCGGCACUUCAUCGAAGAGAGCGUGGUUAACGAGUACCAUCAGGACUACAUGUUCCUGGACUGCAUCAAGUUCAUCAACGAGAUGAAGACGGGUCCAUUUGCUGAGCACUCCAACCAGCUGUGGAACAUCAGUGCCGUUCCUUCUUGGUCCAAAGUCAACCAAGGCUUGAUCAGGAUGUACAAAGCAGAGUGUUUGGAGAAGUUCCCCGUCAUCCAGCAUUUUAAAUUCGGCAGCCUGCUGUCCAUCCAGCCGGCGAAGCCUUGAUGCUUCAACAAAGGAAGGAAACAACGGAAGCCUCCAUAGCUCACCUUUUCCCAUCAGCAUCCCCAAACCCAACAGUAGCGAUUCCCGCUGCGUAGUCUGACACGCGCAUUCCCUCAUGAGAUGCACGCGGUAGUGAGUCUGCAGACAUCCAUGACGUUCCUGCUGAUGACCUCUGACUCUGGAGCAUCUGUGGACUUUUGUCUUAUUUAUACAAAAGGUUCAAGCAUAAGUUUUAUUUUUUUAAUUUUCUGAAUGUGUGAUCUUUGACGCUGCAGUAUUCUGAUUCAUUCACACCCAGCUGUUAAUAAGACUGUUUUUGUUUUGCUUCUAAGGCCAAAGGUUUCGAUUUAGCUUCAUUACCCCCAAAAACCGACUGUAGGCUGCUAGAGCUAUACACCUAGAUUAGAUGUCAAGCUUCUAGGUGGUGGAAGUUUAGUUGGAAAUUCUGUUUUUCUGUUUUCCCAGUACAGUCACGUCACUCUCCUCAAAACCCUGAAAAUAAAGUAAAAUAAUGCUAUUAACUGAUAAAUAUUGUCCUUAAAAUUCUGAAAUAAAUGUCUUAUUCUGUGUUU